AUGGUUGUCCUCCCAGAACCCUUCGCCUCCUUCGAGCGCACUCCUCUCCUCUUCCACCAUCCAUCCACCCUCCACCCUCUUCCCAACUUAACACGUCACCUAAACUCCACCACUUCCACCAAAGCCCAAAUCUGGGCAAAGCGCGAGGACUGCUCCUCAGGCCUCGGCCUCGGCGGCAACAAGAUCCGCAAACUGGAGUAUGUCAUCCCAUCAGCUCUAGCCCAAGCCUGCGAUACUCUCAUAUCAACGGGCGGUACACAGAGUAACCACAUGCGUCAAGUCGCUGCUGUGGGAAGCCAUCUUGGCCUCAAGACUAUUCUCGUACCGCAAGUACAUGGUCAGACUGGUUCGGAGGCUUUUGGUCAGGCUGGGAAUGUGCAGGUCAAUGGUAUUCUGGGCGCCGAGUUGGCUGCGCCGAAUACCACGCUCGAAGAUGUCGCUGCGGAUGUUGAGAAGAAAGGCGGACGUCCUUAUGUCAUUGCCUCGGGUGCUUCAGCCCAUGAACACGGAGGCCUCGGCUUUGCGCGCUGGGCAUUCGAAGUUGUGGAGCAAGAAGCGGCUCAUGGCAUAUUCUUCGACACCGUCGUCGUCCCAGUGGCUUCAGGCGGUACCAUCGCAGGUAUGAUCGCCGGCUUCAAACUAACCGGAGGUGAGUCCCGGUCCAUAAUCGGCAUCGACACGUACAACAAGCCCCCGGGUGUUCUUUCAGCCACGAUCCUAGAAAUAGCAAAACGAACAGCGGAUCUCAUCGGCUUAGGCACAGAUGCAGUUCAGCCCGACGACGUGAUCCUCGAUACGAGGUUCAAUGCCGGUACGCAUACGGGAUGGGACGAUAAUACAGCUCGAGGCGUAAAGUUGAUCGGCGAGAUGGAGGGGAUUGUGACGGAUCCAAUUUACUCGGGGAGGAGUAUGGGUGCUAUUCUGCACAGAGCUGAGAAUGGGGAGUUGGAUGGGAGUCGGUUCGUGUUGUUUGUGCAUACGGGAGGACAGGCGGCGCUGAGUGCGUUUCCUGACAUGAGAUGA
Messenger RNA from Fusarium musae, 1023 nucleotides. RefSeq lists its product as uncharacterized. NCBI's taxonomy places the organism in Eukaryota, Fungi, Ascomycota, Sordariomycetes, Hypocreales, Nectriaceae. The transcript has a single exon. The record is from RefSeq and is a predicted model, not a curated record. Gene Ontology annotation, molecular function: D-cysteine desulfhydrase activity. The coding region runs from base 1 to 1023 and encodes 340 amino acids.